CUUAAUUUAAUAGCAGAGAGAAGAGAAAGCUUAUCGAAGCGGCGCCGGAAAGUUGAGCUAGCGCCCGACCAUUCGCCUUCAGUUCGCGAAAGAAUCUGCUGGUGAGGCGGCGAUGGCUGGGAUCCAAUCUGGAACGGCGGUGACUCUGGCCGAGUUGCGCCCCGAAUCACCGCUCUUUAAGGAAGGAGCUUCGCUUAGAGUCACUGGAAAGAUACAAGAAUAUAGCGUGGAGACAGCUAUAGCUACAGUUGUGGAUGGUGAUUCCAAACUCAAGAUUGACACCCAGCAUCUUAGGGAUCUGAGCUUUCGAACCGGCUCGAUCUUCCAGUUCAUUGGCGAACUCCUCAUACAUCCUGAUAACGAGGCAGUUCUGCAGGCAAGGGUUGGAAGGAAUGUCGAUGGAAUUGACCUUAACCUCUACCAUCAAUCUCUGCAGUUACUGAGGCAGUUCCAAGCUGACCACAUCAGGGCUUGAACAUUCCGACUCAGAAACCCGAAUCGAAAGUUCUCAUAAAGGGUAUCUGGCCAGAGAAAGGUACACCACCAAACGGCUUCUCAAAAUGUGUAUCGUUAUCUGCUUAUCUUUAACCUUUUGCCCUACCCGAUUGUAGAGAAACCCCUUCACUUUUUUGCAAUUUUCUAGCAUAGACUUAGCGAUGAAUGUGG
Linum tenue is the source of this 666-nucleotide messenger RNA. The record is from the annotation of a GenBank genome assembly. NCBI's taxonomy places the organism in Eukaryota, Viridiplantae, Streptophyta, Magnoliopsida, Malpighiales, Linaceae.